AUGACCAGCUUAGAAGAAUUUAGUAUCCGUUCAAACCAGAUUCAAAAUGAAGUACCCCAGAGUUUUGGCCUUCUAAAAAAACUUCGAUACAUCGAUCUAAGCUUAAAUAAGCUAGGAGGGAGACUUCCACAUUCUCUGUUCCACAAUUGUACUUCAUUGGAAUAUAUAGACCUUUCUGAGAAUAAAUUCCUUGGUUAUAUCCCUUCAAAUGUAGGAAACCAUCUGAAAUAUCUCGAGACACUGUUUCUUUAUCUCAACCAACUGAUUGGGAUUAUUCCAACUUCUUUGUCCAAUUCGUCUCACUUGAAGGAACUCGAUUUAGGAUCCAAUUUUCUUACUGGUGCUUUGCCGUCAAAGAUUGUACAGCAAACGCCUUUGUUGGAGAUAUUAAAUCUUUCAGGUCACAGUCUCGAGAGUAACGAUGGCAACAUAAAUCUCACUCCUUUCCUCACUACCAUUGCAAAUCUUACUCAUUUGAGAGAGCUUCAACUAGCUGAGAACAUGCUCAGAGGUGAAUUUCCUUCGCGAAUCAGCCAGUUCAAUAACAAUCUUUCGCUAAUUCAUCUUGAAGAGAACUUUUUACAUGGUUCAAUUCCGUCAUAUAUAGCUAAUUUCUCUAGUCUCUCGCUAUUGAAUUUGUCUAGCAACCUCUUACAUGGAAGAAUUCCUUCAGAAAUAAGUCAUCUUGCAAAGCUAGAAAGGCUGUUUUUGUCAAAUAACUCAUUACAGGGUGAUAUUCCAUUUGUACUUGGUGACCUGCGUCAUUUGGGAUUGUUAGAUCUCUCGAGAAACAAACUCUCUGGUCCAAUUCCAUCAUCUCUGGCAAAUCUAACACUGCUGAGAGAACUCUACCUCCACCAUAAUUCCCUCUCGGACACUAUACCCUCAACCUUAGGAGGAUGCAUAAGUUUAGAUAUUCUUGACUUCUCUUAUAACAAGCUAAAUGGAAAAAUACCAGCAGAAGUUGCAGGGUUGAGAGAUAUUGGAAUUUACUUCAAUCUUUCAAACAAUUUACUAAGUGGCGAAUUGCCAACGGCGUUGAGCAAAAUGGAAAUGAUUAAUGCCAUAGAUCUUUCUUCCAACAAUUUCAAAGGUGAGAUUCCACCAAAUUUGCUCAACUGCGAAGCGGCCGAGUUGAUAAAUCUUUCUCACAAUGCUCUCCAAGGCUCCAUUCCUGCUUCAUUGGGAAAUCUGUUGAACCUUAAAAUCUUGGAUCUCUCACAUAAUUCUCUUUCAGGCGAAAUUCCAGAGUCAUUCAGUGAAUCCACGAGUUUAGUGCACAUAAAUCUUUCGUUUAAUAACUUAAGUGGAUUACUGCCACGAGGUCGUCUCUUUAAUUCCUUGAGAUUUGAAUCAUUUCAGGGCAACAAACAUCUCUGUCUCCGGUUAACUGACUUCCAGAGUUGCAUCCAAAAUAGAAAAUCCAAAACUACAUUCUCUCAAAUUCUUGAUCUUGGUUGUCACUGUUGGGUAUAUUACUAA
Papaver somniferum (opium poppy) is the source of this 1482-nucleotide messenger RNA. RefSeq names its product putative leucine-rich repeat receptor-like serine/threonine-protein kinase At2g24130. Bases 1 to 1482 code for a protein of 493 amino acids. Gene Ontology annotation, molecular function: protein binding. The transcript has a single exon. The record is from RefSeq and is a predicted model, not a curated record. Lineage: Eukaryota; Viridiplantae; Streptophyta; Magnoliopsida; Ranunculales; Papaveraceae.